This is a messenger RNA of Alternaria ventricosa, 1047 nucleotides long. RefSeq lists its product as uncharacterized. The record is from RefSeq and is a predicted model, not a curated record. Gene Ontology annotation, molecular function: oxidoreductase activity, acting on NAD(P)H. NCBI's taxonomy places the organism in Eukaryota, Fungi, Ascomycota, Dothideomycetes, Pleosporales, Pleosporaceae. Bases 1 to 1047 code for a protein of 348 amino acids. The transcript has a single exon.
AUGAACGAAGCCGCAAUCCUCACAUCCCCAAACUCCCCUCUCACCUUACACAUCCUCCCCAUCCCCAAGCCUUCCGCCUACGAACUCCUAAUCAAGGUCUAUUUAAUCGGCAUCAACGCCAUCGAAGCCAAGAUCGCCAAACGCGGCACCCCACCACCGCCUUCCUACCCCUUCAUCCCAGGCUCUUCCUACACGGGCACCAUCGAGGCCAUAGGCACACACGUCACAAAGUAUCAAGUUGGCGACCGCAUUCUCGUUAGCAAGAGAUUCGGUACACAGGGCAAUGAAUAUGGCGCGUAUCAACGCUACGUCCUCGUUGCUGCGGGGGAGAAGAUGGUAGUCAGACUACCGGAAGGCAUGAACAAAGAUGAAGAAGCAGCGUUGGCAGCGUUGGUAAUGAACGCGACUUGUGUUCCCGGUCUCUUCUCCGGGCGAUUGGGAUUGCGCAAGCCAGGUGAUGAGGUCCAAGAAGGAGAAGAAAGAGAAAAGAUAUUGAUAUACGGCGGAAGUUCCAGUUUCGGCCGUCUAGCAGUGCAGUACCUCCAGUGUGCGGGAUACGAUGUUACCACCACGUCUUCCCCGCGGUGUAUGGUUACUGUAUGUGAGCUCAUUGGGAGCGAGGGUAACGUUAUCGACCACACACUUCCACUCGAACGAAUCAUCGCGGAACUCAGAGUGCGUGGACCAUACGAUGUUGUCGUGGAUAUGAUAUCCACAGCCCAAACCAUUCCCCUCGCAAGUCGCGUUCUGGAGGCACAAGGCGGCGGAAAGCUCUCCACUACACAACCGGCGUUUGGACCUGAGGAUUUGCCAGAGGGUGUAGAGAGGGUGUUUGAACCGUGGUCAGACUCGUUGUACGAGGAGGGGAAUGAAGGAUUGAUGGAAUGGGUUGUGGGGACGUAUUUACCGUUUGGCAUGGAGAAGGGGUGGAUGAGUGCGCAGGAGGUUGAGAUGGUGAAGGGCUUAGAGAGCGUUGAUGGGGUUUUGGGGAGGAUGGCAGAGGGAUACGGGGGUGGUAAGAGGUUUGUUGUUGAGCUUGGCAGGUAA